AUGAUCCUCCUAGACAUGAGAUCAACGCUAGUCCCCAUCCAGCCCAACCGACAGAGCGCAGACCCCGUGACUUCCCCCGCUCUUUUCUUUUUCUCGCUCACAUUUUCUCCCUUCCCCUCCUCCCCUCCCAACACCCUCCCAACUUCCAAAUACCCGAAAAAUCAUCCCCUUCUCCCCCCCCACAAUCCUCCAUUCAAAAUGUCUGAGCGCCAGAACGGAAUCGUCAAGUGGUUCAACGAUGAGAAGGGCUACGGCUUCAUCACCCCCGAGACCGGUGCCGACCUUUUCGUCCACUUCCGCGCCAUCGAGGGCCAGGGCUUCAAGUCUCUGAAGGAGGGACAGCGCGUCACCUUCGAAGCGGUGCAGGGCCAGAAGGGAAUGCAGGCGGACAAGGUUCAGGUCCAGCAGGACUAAAGCGGCAAAUGACGCGGGAUCAACAAUCAUGGCAGCUUCACGAGUUUUACCCCUUUUGAGGUGCAAUAAUGGGGAGGAAGGACCUUGGGUUCCUGCGCUACUGGCGUCUCGGCACGAAAGCCUGCGCAGCUGAACUCCAUCGGCAUUGACAACCCGGGUGAUGGGAUCCAAAACUAUUAUUACUUCUUCAGGCAACUGAUGUCCCCGCUCACCCUGUGUGAUCCUCUUGUUUCAAAACCCAAUACCAAUAUCUGCAUGUUCGGAGAGUGACAAUCUCCACCAUCAAUUUUUCUUUCGUAAAGCAUAGCGUGAGUAUCUUAUCAUUCACUCUACUGUUCUUGUAUCAACCCUUCCCCCCUCUCCGUCC
Molecule: messenger RNA, 781 nt
Organism: Aspergillus melleus
Lineage: Eukaryota; Fungi; Ascomycota; Eurotiomycetes; Eurotiales; Aspergillaceae
Product: cold-shock protein
Exons: 3
Coding region: 1-414 (137 amino acids)
Biological process (GO): negative regulation of termination of DNA-templated transcription
Cellular component (GO): cytosol
Molecular function (GO): transcription antitermination factor activity, RNA binding; RNA binding
Source: RefSeq, a predicted model, not a curated record